CUCUCUUCUCUAUCUCUCUCUUCUCUACCAAACAAAGCCUUAGGGAUGGUCUUCGGUUUGCUGGGAAGCGUGGUGAUUGUCGGUUGCUCUGCGAAUCUGAUUGCUUGGAUUUGGUUAGCAUACUUGUAGACAUUGAGAGUGUUCGUGCUCAUGUCCAUUGCUCCAUUCUCAAUGAGAUCCAGGGCAUGAUCUGUUGGAACUGGCGGGUUGAGCUUGCUCACGAGGGUAACGUGGUGGCAGAUUGGUUGGCCAGAGAGCUGCCAUCGACAUUUAGGGCCACCCAACUCGACGGUGGAGAAGACCAGCACACCCACCCGUGGCGACGAAGAAGCAACAUAACUUGUUUGGCACAACAUCUCCGCUCAAAAUACCACCUCUUACCCUAGAACAUCAUUCAUUUCAAUUCUCCACCUUCGAUUUGGGAAAACAUGAACGCGGCAGCAGCAACAGCAGCUUCUUCUUCUUCGUAUUCUGCACUCCUCUCCAACCCUAACAACCGCUCUCUCCAUCGGAAUUCCUCUUCGUCAUGUACUGAUAUCCGAAACAUUACAUUUGUCACUUGCCACUCUGAUUCUAACAAGUCUACAUCUCAAGCAUCCUUGUUUUUGUGUCCUGGCUCGACGAAUAGGAGAAAUGGCAUGCUUGCAGGACCUUUUUCUGGGAACCUCUCUGGCAGGAAAAAUCUUGUUUGUCAGACAAAUUAUUCUGUGAAUACAAGCACUUUUGAUGGGACUGCUUUAGAAUCUCCCUCCCGUGUUGUGGAAGAGAAAGUUGGGGUCUUGCUUCUCAACCUAGGAGGGCCGGAGACGCUCCAUGAUGUUCAACCUUUUCUAUUUAAUCUUUUUGCAGAUCCUGAUAUCAUUCGUCUCCCGAGGUUGUUUCGGUUUCUCCAGCGACCACUGGCAAAAUUGAUUUCUACACUUCGGGCUCCUAAAUCCAAGGAAGCGUAUGCUUCUAUUGGAGGUGGCUCUCCUUUACGCAAAAUUACCAAUGACCAGGCACUGGCAAUUAAAAAGGCUUUGGAAGCAAAGGGUCUCUCUUCAAGUGUCUAUGUUGGGAUGAGGUACUGGUACCCAUUCACAGAAGAUGCAGUUCAGCAAAUUAAGAGGGAUGGAAUAACAAGGCUUGUGGUAUUACCCCUUUAUCCCCAAUUUUCUAUAUCUACAACUGGGUCAAGCAUCCGUGUCCUCCAGCAUAUGUUCAGGGAAGAUGCUUAUUUGUCCCAGCUUCCUAUUUCUAUUAUAAACUCUUGGUAUCAACGAGAAGGUUACGUUAAGUCAAUGGCUGACUUAAUUGAGAAAGAGCUCCAGACUUUUUCUGAGCCAAAGGAGGCAAUGAUAUUUUUCAGUGCACAUGGUGUGCCCGUCAGUUAUGUUGAGAAUGCUGGGGAUCCGUACCAAGUUCAAAUGGAGGAGUGCAUCUUCUUGAUCAUGCAGGAGUUAAAAGCUAGAGGAAUUAGUAAUGAGCACACUCUUGCCUAUCAGAGUCGAGUCGGUCCUGUACAGUGGCUGAAACCAUAUACAGAUGAAGUUCUCGUUGAGCUUGGCAAGAAAGGUGUGAAGAGUCUUUUAGCUGUUCCAGUGAGCUUUGUGAGUGAGCAUAUUGAGACCCUUGAAGAAAUUGACAUGGAGUACAAGGAGUUGGCUCUUGAAUCUGGUGUCAAGAAUUGGGCACGUGUCCCUGCCCUCGGCCUUACCCCUUCCUUCAUUACUGAUCUGGCUGAUGCAGUAAUAGAAGCUCUCCCAUCAGCAACAGCAAUGUAUGCACCGAGCAGCACCAAUGAAGAUGUUGAACAAGACCCAGUUAGAUUUUUUGUCAAGAUGUUCUUUGGUUCAAUCUUUGCUUUCUUCUUGCUUUUGUCACCCAAAAUGAUAAAUGCCUUCAAGAAUCAUGUCAUUUAGAAGAAUAUAGAAUUGCCUGAGGAAUUCAAUCUGGAAUUAUAGUAGUUGAAGCUAUUGAUAGCAAAGUUGUACACUUGGAUUUUUCGUUUUUACUCUUAAGUUUUAACUGCAUACAUCACACAGAUAUGAACAAGUAAUUUUUGUAAGUGAUCGUCAUGAGAAGUUGUACAUCGGCACGUUUCAAAAAAAUAAUGACCAGAGGUCUAUUAUAAUAAAGCCGUGAACAAGUUAUUUUUUA
Molecule: messenger RNA, 2139 nt
Organism: Lotus japonicus
Lineage: Eukaryota; Viridiplantae; Streptophyta; Magnoliopsida; Fabales; Fabaceae
Product: ferrochelatase-1, chloroplastic/mitochondrial-like
Exons: 10
Coding region: 429-1901 (490 amino acids)
Biological process (GO): heme biosynthetic process
Molecular function (GO): protoporphyrin ferrochelatase activity
Source: RefSeq, a predicted model, not a curated record